This is a messenger RNA of Colias croceus (clouded yellow), 622 nucleotides long. RefSeq names its product guanine nucleotide-binding protein subunit gamma-1 (gene Ggamma1). Lineage: Eukaryota; Metazoa; Arthropoda; Insecta; Lepidoptera; Pieridae. Gene Ontology annotation, molecular function: G-protein beta-subunit binding. The record is from RefSeq and is a predicted model, not a curated record. Gene Ontology annotation, biological process: G protein-coupled receptor signaling pathway. Gene Ontology annotation, cellular component: heterotrimeric G-protein complex. The transcript has 2 exons. Bases 201 to 413 code for a protein of 70 amino acids.
UUCGAACUUCAAACGUCAUUUUGACAUUUAUCUGCUUGCUGUACGAUUUACCCAGAAAAAUAAUUUAAGGAAUUUACCUACAAAAGACCUCGAAUCCUUCCACAAAACACUAUCCAAGGCUGUAGUUAUAGACUACGCCCUUUUGUACAACUGCGUUGUUUAUUUUUGCUAUCAACAUAGGCCUCUCGGAUACCGCCGUCAUGGAUAUGAUGGUGUCGACUUUGCAGCAGCAACGUGCUGUUACAGAGCAGCUGCGGCGGGAGGCAGCUAUCAAACGAAUCCCCGUAUCCGCUGCUGUAUCGGACAUUGUUCGAUUCAUAAGUGAACACGAACAGGAAGAUUGUCUCUUGGUUGGCUUUUCCAGUCAGAAAGUCAACCCCUUCCGUGAAAAAAGUUCUUGCACUGUUUUGUAAAUUGUUGUGUCACUAAUCAAUGGUAAUGUGUGUUUGCUAAACUUGGUGUUCCUUACAAACUUGGUUUUAUUUAUUAUCCGAUAAUUGAUUAGAACAGGAAUUGAAGAGAAUCUGUUUAUUUCAAAUAUAUAUUUUAACUAUCACAUUAUUAAUGUUUCAUAAAUAUAAUAAAUGAUCUGUAAUAUUCAAUAAAUGAUUUAAUCAAUGUA